Molecule: messenger RNA, 750 nt
Organism: Monoraphidium neglectum
Lineage: Eukaryota; Viridiplantae; Chlorophyta; Chlorophyceae; Sphaeropleales; Selenastraceae
Exons: 2
Coding region: 1-750 (249 amino acids)
Source: RefSeq, a predicted model, not a curated record
AUGGCUCGCGGCUGCUGGGCGAUCCUGGCGGUGGCCCUGCUCCUCGCCCCAGGGGCCCUGGGCGCAUCCCUCAAGGCCGGCGGCCUGACCGCCUCAGACCGCCGCGCCCUGGGCGAGCAGGGCGCCAACUCGCCGCCCGCUGCCUCAGCUAUUGCCAACAUCAUGGCCAUCGUUGGGCGCACGGCCGGCUUCGCUCUCUCCCACCGAGCCCCAGUCACCAAUUAUGGCGGCGUGACCACCAUUACGAACGCCGGGGUGGGCUUCCACGGCGGCACCACCACCAGCUUUGACAAUUUUGGCAACCCCGUCGCCAGCAAUGGCGGCCGCGGGAUCAUCUCCCGCCGCCUGGGCGAGCAGGCGGCUGCCGCCGCCGCUAGCAACAUCACGGCCAUCGGCAAGCGCACGGCCGCCGCCGCUGCCAACACCACGGCCAUCGGCAAGCGCACGGCCGCCGCCGCUGCCAACACCACGGCCAUCGGUGGGCGCACGGCCGGCUUUCCCCCAUCGGAUCAUGCCGCCAUCACCAAUUUUGGCAGCUUUACCAACUUCAUUUACAACACCAAUACUAGCAACCCCAUCACCAACUCGGACGGCCGUGGUGAUGGGGGUGCCUACGGCUUUGCCUAUCCCACAUACCGCAACCCACUCGGCGACAACUAUGCUGGCGUGCCCACCUAUACCCAGGCUUUUGCGCGCAACAACAACCCCACAAACCGCCCCACAAACCCCACCGUCGCCAGCCUGGCGUAA